Trematosphaeria pertusa is the source of this 1920-nucleotide messenger RNA. RefSeq names its product mitochondrial pyruvate dehydrogenase kinase-like protein. Gene Ontology annotation, biological process: regulation of glucose metabolic process; protein phosphorylation. Lineage: Eukaryota; Fungi; Ascomycota; Dothideomycetes; Pleosporales; Trematosphaeriaceae. The record is from RefSeq and is a predicted model, not a curated record. Bases 360 to 1778 code for a protein of 472 amino acids. Gene Ontology annotation, molecular function: pyruvate dehydrogenase (acetyl-transferring) kinase activity. The transcript is spliced from 2 exons. Gene Ontology annotation, cellular component: mitochondrion.
AUCGUGAAUUACUUACCGGUAAGCUAAUUGGACGAGAUACUCUCAUUCACAAAUGCGUGGCUAUACAAUUCCCUAAAGUACCUACGCCGAUGAAGCAUGGCGCCCAUGUGACCUCUUACCGCCGCUUAGACCACGCACCUUGCCAUCGACCACACCGAGCAACGAAACCUACAGUUACGAGAACCUUACCCUUUUGAAGUGACACAAUACUCGAUCUAACGCGUAUGACGAGGCAACAUUGGGCAGCGAAUUUCCAGAGCCUGUCCGAGUGUCAGCUUGAGCAACGGGGCUCGCACGCAUAGCGCAUAGCCUGCCAUUCCACGACAAGGUCCGAACGCGGAGACCAGAGGAGUGCGACAAUGGCUCAAGUCCAGCGCCCCCUGAUAAUUCAAUCGCAGCUCGUUCGACUGUGCUGUCCGCUCAAGGCCCGUAGAACGCCAAGCUCGGUGUUUGCGAGGGGAACACACGACAAGCGAUUGCACACGGCAACCGUUACGGACAAUGACAUCGCGCGGCUGGCGAGCCUGCCAUUGCAUCCGCUCAAGCUCGCAGACCUUGUAAAACACGGACGUCCGCCGCUCACGACCUCGCAACUGCUCGCCUCCGCCAACUUUACGCUCUCAAUCCUUCCCGCUCGUCUUGCGCACCGAAUCCAGUCGCUCCGAAACCUGCCCUUCAUCGUCGUCUCAAAUCCACACAUCUCUAAGAUUCACGGGAACUAUGAACACAGUCUCUCCACGCUGCUACCAUGGGCGGAACGCGAGGUAGCGACGCUCGAGGACGAGGUCAUAUUCACGGAGGUUAUGGCUGAUCUUGUACAAACACACGCCAACACCAUAAGCAUAUUGGCAAGAGGGUUCUUAGAAGCGAGAAAAUACAUCAGCCCGAAGGACGUGACUCGAUUCCUAGACGAGCAUUUGCGGGCGAGGAUUGGGACACGGCUGAUCGCAGAACAGCACCUGGCGCUACAUUUCUCCAGCCAACCGCAUAGCGAGGUGAUGCACGAGACCGAGGAGAACCCAGGUUUCAUAGGCGUUAUCGAUACGAAGCUUCGACCUGCUAGAAUCGUCGAGCACUGCGAUAAUGUUGUGGGCGAGAUUUGCGAGCUAAAAUAUGGCGUUCGACCACAUGUUGUGAUUAAUGGGGAACCAGACUACACCUUCGCCCAUGUACCGGUACAUCUUGAAUACAUCAUUACCGAGCUGCUCAAGAACGCCUUUCGAGCAACGGUCGAAAACGGCAAGGAGCGCGAACCUAUCGAAGUCACCAUCGCUCCUCUGCCAGAAGAGCUCCCAGAGAACAACAACGGCUGUGAGAGUGACGACGCCAGACCGAGGGUCAACAACACCACCCAGGGAACUAUGGAUAUAGCGUCACAGCGCUUCACGGGGAAAACCAGCGCUCAAGCCUCCGCCUCAGACGCUCGCAUCCUACCGCUUGCGCACAGCACUCCCGGCGUCACGAUCCGUUUUCGAGACCGCGGAGGCGGAAUUGCCCCAGAAACCCUGCCACAUAUCUGGGACUAUAGUUUCACGACAUUUAACGAUGACCAAGCGUCACACACGCUGGCGGGACGCUCGAGCGGCAUGGAUGCUUUGAAUAUGAUUUCGGGGCCGGGCGGUGAGGGCGCACACAGCCUAGCAGGGCUAGGAUAUGGAUUGCCGCUGGGAAGAGCAUACGCGGAGUACUUUGGAGGCGGGAUUGCUGUGCAGUCGCUGUGGGGUUGGGGAACGGAUGUAUAUUUAAGUCUGAGAGGCGUUGGAACGUUAGAUGAGUAGGAUCAUGUGGUGCAUACGCUUGAGGGUUGCUAGGCUGGGCUAUUCAGGGCUUUCACGGGGCAUCAGCUAGAUACCAUCCCCAACCGAGAAGGAAUAUCAUCAUUAGGAUUCGUCUAUAGUGAUCUCAACACCAAUGCUUGAU